Messenger RNA from Lathyrus oleraceus (garden pea), 1567 nucleotides. RefSeq names its product AT-hook motif nuclear-localized protein 26. The record is from RefSeq and is a predicted model, not a curated record. NCBI's taxonomy places the organism in Eukaryota, Viridiplantae, Streptophyta, Magnoliopsida, Fabales, Fabaceae. Bases 345 to 1319 code for a protein of 324 amino acids. Gene Ontology annotation, biological process: vegetative to reproductive phase transition of meristem. The transcript has a single exon. Gene Ontology annotation, cellular component: nucleus. Gene Ontology annotation, molecular function: minor groove of adenine-thymine-rich DNA binding; DNA-binding transcription factor activity.
GGUGGGGGACCCAUCCACCGCCCAUAAACACGCAGUCUUAGAUUGGAUCCAUUUUCUAAAUCUAACCCUAACACUCUAUAAUUCCCUCUUUCUUUUCCUUUUCCUCAUUCUUUCAUACCAACUUCAAUUUCAUUUCACUGCACUCUCCACACAACUCUCUCUCUAUGUGAAGGUAGAUGCAUAAUCAUUUCAACAACAACAUGAAUCAUACUCAAAUAUAGCAACAAGGAAAAGACAACACAACAAUUCUUGUAUACUUUGUAUACUAUCUAUUAUUGCAAAGGAAAGUUUCUUCAUCAUCAUCAUCAUUGAAGAAAGAGUAUUCAUCUCAUAGUAUAUUAUUAAUGGAUCAAAUAACAUCACAUGGCCAUUCACUUCCUCCACCUUUUCACACAGCAAGAGAUCUUCAUCUUCACCAUCAACACCAACAACAACAGCAACAGCAACAGCAACACCAUCAAUUCCACGCUUUACAGCAACAACAUACCACAGAUCAAGAUGAACAAAGCGGAAGUAGCAGCGGCGGAGGACUCAACCUCACAAACCGCGAAGAAAACAGCAACUUCAACGCCGAUUUUAACGCCAAACUAGAAUCCGGAGGAGGUUCCGGUGGCGAUAAUGAUUCAAUGACAAGAAGACCAAGAGGAAGACCGGCCGGAUCCAAAAACAAACCAAAACCACCAAUCAUCAUCACACGAGACAGCGCAAACGCCUUGAAAACUCACGUGAUGGAAGUUGCAGACGGCUGCGACGUCGUUGAAAGUGUCAACAACUUCGCCAGACGCCGUCAGAGAGGCGUUUGCAUCAUGAGCGGAACCGGGACAGUUACGAACGUCACACUAAGGCAACCGGCUUCUCCUGGAGCUGUAGUAACUCUUCACGGACGGUUCGAGAUUUUGUCGCUAGCCGGAUCGUUUCUUCCGCCGCCGGCUCCGCCUGCCGCUUCUGGUUUGACUAUAUAUCUGGCAGGAGGACAAGGACAGGUUGUUGGUGGAAGUGUUGUUGGUGCUUUGAUUGCUUCUGGACCCGUUGUCAUCAUGUCUGCUUCUUUUAGUAACGCUGCUUAUGAGAGACUUCCCUUGGAAGAAGAUGAUGGUUCUUCUUUGCAACAACUUCAAGGUGGUGGUGGUGGUGGUGGUUCUCCAAGUGGUGGUGGUGGUGGCGGUGGCGGUGUUCAACAGACACAGCUUUUAGGAGAUUCAACUGCUCCACUUUUUCAAGCUAUGCCUCAACCUCCAAAUUCUAAUCAUAAUCCCAAUCUUCUCAAUUCCGUUAUGCCUUCUGAUAAUUUCUGGCCAACGGGUCGAUCUCCGUAUUGACGAUACCGCAACACGACGAUUGAGGUUCAUUUCUUCUAGUAUUCGAAUUUGCUUUCAUUUCUUUAGAUUUUGUGUGUCAUUUUGAAUAUUAUAUUAGGUUGUAGAAGGUGAGUUAAUUUAUGUUUGAAUUCGAGACUGUAAUUAAAUUGAUGCAUCGUUAUUCUAUUCUAUCUUGGGUGAGUUUGUUUAAUUUGAUUCUGUAUUCUGUGAUGGACUCAAUAAAUGGUGCAUUUAAUUGCUUAUUUAAG